Molecule: messenger RNA, 1145 nt
Organism: Styela clava
Lineage: Eukaryota; Metazoa; Chordata; Ascidiacea; Stolidobranchia; Styelidae
Source: RefSeq, a predicted model, not a curated record
AUGGCAAACCCGACACUCAACCCAGCGUUGAUACGUGGACUCCUUGCAGAAAACAUUAAUGUAUGCUCACAACCAACUAGAUCGAUCGGAUAUAAGAGAAACGACAAAGUCAGCAAUAGUUGGACUCUGAUUGAUCAAAAUUGUAAAUCUCAAAACGCGGUUUUACUUCUGAGAUUGGCGAAGAUGAAUAUUAAACGUUGUCAGCGCUUUCAGUGCCGCGGAUAUCUGGAAAUUUUAGCCGAUCUUGAAAGCAAGGACAUUUGUGAAUACCGUGUAAACACCUGCUUUGUUUUUUAUCCCAAACACUCCACUUGUCUCAAUGCCUCCAUCGCCGACGCCUGUACCAAAGUAAUAUGGACCAGAAUGGAGAAUAUUCUCCCGAUUACUGUGAAGUAUUCUUCGAAACAUUGGGCUGGUGGCCAUAUUCAACAAUUCGAAAUUGAAAUCAUCUACCAGUCAUUCAAUUCAUCAGUUGACGAAACCACAACUGUACAGCCGAUGUCAACAACUGCUCAACAAUCAACCGUUUUAUCCAGCAAUUCCGGACAAGUUCAAGCAGUGUCUUCGGAACGCACGCUUGCAAUACUUUUUGGGAUUCUGCUAUUCAUUGUUUUGAUCAUUCUCUUUGCGGGGAUUGUCAGAUUUCGAAAGAAGAUUGGUAACCAGCAACAAACACUCCAUAUUCCACAACACAUGCCUUCUCCAAAUGUGGAAGCCGCAAACACAAGUCAGGGAAGUGAAGGCGAACCUGUAUACAGCGUUAUUAAGGCAUCUAAUGCCAGAUCCGAGCAAGAAGUUGUUGUUAACGAACUUUAUAAUUUGUGAAGAGAAUUUCGAUAUACCAGAAUUCGAUAUACCGGUAAAAAAAAUAGUAACUUGCGUUGUAAAACAAAAAAAGGUAUUCCGUUGUUUCAAAAUAUUUUCACUUCUCUACAAGCAAUCAUCUUUUAUUUUUUGAAAAAAGGGAACAUAUAUAGUCACUUUUUCUAAUUAUAUGUGUAACGGGCAAAACCAAAGAUAUCGACUUUCAUAAUAUAAUAAUUGUUUUCGUAAGAUCUUUUUUAACUUCUGUACAGACUCUAUAAUCAUUAUGCAAUCAUUCUUUUUUGAAAUAUUCAACAUAUAUAGACACGCUUCAUAAUAUG